Diceros bicornis minor is the source of this 2621-nucleotide messenger RNA. RefSeq names its product MTOR associated protein, eak-7 homolog (gene MEAK7). The record is from RefSeq and is a predicted model, not a curated record. NCBI's taxonomy places the organism in Eukaryota, Metazoa, Chordata, Mammalia, Perissodactyla, Rhinocerotidae. The transcript is spliced from 9 exons. Gene Ontology annotation, biological process: TOR signaling. The coding region runs from base 968 to 2341 and encodes 457 amino acids.
GUGCUGAGAGGCGCGCGUUCUGGAUAUUGGCACGCUUCAGUGUGGACCCUCACACUUUGCCCACUGCCCCGCAUCAUUGGAAGCCAGAGUUUCUCACCCUGGGCCCUACCGACAUUUGGGGCCAGGCAGUUCUUUGUUGUAGGGGGCGGUCUUGUGCCUUGUAGGAUAUUCAGUGGCACCUCUGGUUUCUACCCACUAGAUGCCAGUAGCAACCCCCUUUCCUGUGUGACUUCAUAGACAUCAUAGACAUCAUAGCCAAAUGUCCUCCUUACAGGAAUCUUAAAGUAACAUUGAGGUGCAUCCUGCUGCAAGAGAAGCUGGUAUACAUAUACCUACAGAAGGGUCAGGUCAGCGUAGGGUUGUUUUAUGCACAGCUUGCCAGGGGAAAGGCUGUGCCAUGUGGCAAGGUGCACUCGGGACAGUCCUGUGAGAAAACCAUUGCCAGGGACUGAAAGAAAGUCCAGGAACUUGCAUAUGGGGAGAAGUAAGGAUGCAUCGAAAGCCUUCGUUCCUCCCCAAAGUCGAUUAGAGAUUUCUGGCGUGAUUGGAGGGAUCGAGGCUAGGACGGAUAAACCUGGGAACACAUUGUGCCAGUGCCAUUACUUCUUCUUGGCUGGCAGGAGGCUCUUUAAAAGGAGAUGGGGUUGUCCUUGGAGCUGUUUUGAGAUGGGUCCCUUCACGGGUGCCCUGCAGACACUGAGCAUGGUGGUGCAGGGGGCAGGGGCACGUUCUCAGAGGCUGCCUGUCCUCCCACCUCUCGUUGACUCCAGGCCCCUGGCUCCUGCUUGAGGCUGCUCCACGCCCUUCUCCCUCCUGCUUGAAAAACUGGUGUUGCCAGCAUGCCCUGCUCCGGCCUUUCCUGGUGUCUCCUCCUGGCGCUGCCCUGUGCCCACCCGCAUGCUGAAGGUGGUGGGAAGACUUGUGUCUCUUCCAGCUGUUUAGAGGGUUCUGCCAGAUAGAAGGGAAGAUGGGGAACGCCAAAAGCCGCUCGGGGCAGAACACCUGUUCACAGUUUCUGCCUGAGGAGCAGGCAGAGAUCGAUAGACUGUUUGAUGCUCUGUCAUCGGACAAACACAGCUCGAAUACCUCGCUCAGAUCCUUCUCUCUGAAGGCACUACAGAGCCACGUUGGGGAAGCUCUUCCCCUAGAGAUGGUCACCAGACUGUAUGAUGGGAUGCGGAGGGUCAACCUGACGGGGACGGCGAUGGGGCCCAGUGAGGGUGUCUCCCAGAAGCAGUUCACAGUGUCAAUGUCCCACCUGUUAAAAGGAAACUCCGAGGAGAAGAGUCUCGUGAUCCUGAAAAUGAUUUCUGCCACAGAAGGUCCCGUGAAAGCAAGAGAAAUCGAGAAGUUUACAGAGGAUCUGGUUGGCUCUGUGGCGCACGUGCUAGAGCACAGGCAGGAGCUGAGAGGCUGGACUCAGAAGAAGGGCCCGGGCUCCCCGCCCAGGGUGCAGGUGCUGGCUGCCCAGCUCUUCUCCGAGAUGAAGCUUCCAGGUGGCGAGAAGCUUCUGGGGCCUCAGCGGCUGGACUGUGACUGUGACCGAGCCACGAUCGAGGACUGGGUGUUCAGGGCCCCCCACGUGGCCACGUUUCUGAGCGUGGUCAUCCACAGAGGCUUUCUCCUCCUGGGCUCAUCCCUCGACCUGUCUGCCCUGCUCCCCGAGCGUCAGGUCGAUCAGGGGCGGGAGUUUGAGAGCGUGCUGGAUGUCCUGUCGGUCAUCUACGUCAACUCCCACCUGCCCAGGGAGCGGCGGCACCGCUGGCGUCUGCUCUUCUCGUCCGAGCUCCACGGGCACAGCUUCGCCCAGCUCUGUGGGCACAUCACGCACGGGGGCCCCUGUGUGGUGCUCCUCCAGGACCACGACGGCCACGUGUUCGGUGGGUUUGCCUCCUGCUCCUGGGAGGUCAAGCCUCAGUUUCAAGGGGAUGACAAAUGCUUCCUGUUCUCCAUCUCCCCCAGCAUGGCUGUGUACACCUGCACGGGCUACAACGACCACUACAUGUACCUGAAUCACGGGCAGCAGACCAUCCCAAACGGACUGGGCAUGGGAGGGCAGCACGAUUACUUUGGGCUGUGGAUUGAUGUCGAUUUCGGGAAAGGACACAGCAAGGCCAAGCCCACGUGCACCACAUACAACAGCCCUCAGCUGUCGGCCAAGGAGAACUUCCGGUUCGAGAAGUUGGAGGUGUGGGCGGUGGGAGACGCCUCGGAGUCGCAGCUGGCCAAGAGCAGCAGGAGCAUCCUGGACGUGGACCCCGAGGCCCAGGCGCUGCUGGAAAUCACUGGGCGGAGCCGCCAAAGCCAAGGGCUCCGGGAGGUCCCGGAGGACGACGAUUGAGGAGUCCCCGAGCUCGGGCCUUCCUGGAGUUGCAGGAUGGCCCCCCUGGGCAGGGCGCACAGCCUGCCGACCCUCUGCUCACCCCGCCUGUGCCUGCUUUAACAUAGAGCCACACCGGUCAUGUCCAGGUGGUCCUGGCCGUGCUCAAGUGGAACAGAGUCAAGUUCCUCUGGUGCCGUAUAUUGGUUGGUGGGUGUAUCUCCCAGAAAUCCUGUGUCAGAUUAGCGACUGAAUUUUUAUACUUUGUUCAUUUUCUAUCAAUGAAAUCCAAAGACGUUGA